GGUUUUUUCGGAAAUCUAUUGUUAGAAAUGAAGGUGGAGGAAAGUACGUUUUUUUCUGCGAGAAAAGAAGUGGUGCAAGGUAUAACUUUUGUCGCUUUAAAUCCUCAAAAUUCAAACUUUGUUGUACUUGUUUUCUGCUAAGAGAAGUGAGUGAGGGACGAUGUCCAAGUCUUGCAAAGGGUUGGCCGCGGAGCUAGUCAAGUGUCUAAGUGAAUCUGAUUGUAUUAAGGUUGAGAAGAGAUCAUAUCGGGAAUGUGUUGGAGAGAAGAGUCCAUGUAUACCCAAUGAGUGUGUGGGACUCAGGGAAACCUAUUUCAAUUGCAAGAGAGGCCAGGUUGACAUGAGAGCCAGAAUUCGUGGAAACAAGGGUUAUUAAUGAUCCCAUCAUCCAUUGGAAAACGCAGUAUUUGUUCUGUCCAGUUCAGGUUCUUUCAACUUUUAGCUCAAGAUGAGGUCAACCCAAGUAAAAGAUGAAGGUGAAGCACAAAAAUUGAAGGCCUUAUUAAUUGUUUGGUUUGAUGGCAUGGUAGCACCACACAUCUGCAUGACUGCAAUAGUUUGGCUUUUAGAGAGAUCAUUAAAAUAAACUCUAUCUAGUAUUAACAUAGCAGGACAUGUACAUUCAUCUACACUCUUGAAUUAUAGUCUUCUCUUCUUAUGAUAGUUCCUAAAGUAGGAUGUGAUUUGAAUUCUGUGCAUCACCAUUUCACCCAUUCACAGUUCAACAGUAAAUUUUGGAUCAGUAGUGUCUCUCAAGUGUGCCUCCAAGUUAUAUUGAUUUUGAUAUUUAAAACAUAUUACAGGUAUGUUUAAUGUAUCAAAAUCGGUGUAAUUUGGAGACAUAGCUGAGGAAUAUAAAAAAGCCAGUACAGAAGUUGGGACUUUCAAGAAUUUGGAUUCUCUACUGAUUUUUUUGUAAUGUUCUCCUAUUGAGUCCGUAAAAUACACUAAUGGACACUGAUUUUGAUGGUUUAAAAUAUAUUAAAAACCAUUUUAAUAUACUAACGUCAGUGUAUUUUGAAGGCUCAAUUGAGCAACAUUACCAUAAACUCCGCAGAUAAUCUGGACUCGACUUGCAAUGAAUUUAGAUCUGUCUAUUUAAUUUUUCUCAUAAGUAUAUUUUACCAUUUUUUUUAUGAAUUUUCAA
Molecule: messenger RNA, 1147 nt
Organism: Vigna umbellata (rice bean)
Lineage: Eukaryota; Viridiplantae; Streptophyta; Magnoliopsida; Fabales; Fabaceae
Product: cytochrome C oxidase assembly factor
Biological process (GO): mitochondrial respiratory chain complex IV assembly
Cellular component (GO): mitochondrion
Source: RefSeq, a predicted model, not a curated record